UCGAAUUGUGCAGUUCGUGUGGCGCGGUUGAUAGCGGACGACAAAAUAAAUAUUUGGUGUUCCGGCGUGGCGCUUUUUCCUACUUUUCGGAGUGAAUUUCGCUUUGGCAAAACUGAAGUGCAUUGAAAUUGAAUGAAAACAGUAGCUAAAACGCUGACUAGCAGAAAGUGGCAACAGCGAAUUGUUGUUGCCGCUGCGAAGGUAUUCGAGAAAUCGAUAAGAAAAACAAGUGCAAAAGAAAAAGCAUAGUGAAAAAGGGCGAAACAAAAGUAAAUAAAAAAUAAAAAAAAAAAACAAAAUUGCGAAGGGAGGCAAAGGAAAGGAAAGCGGCCUAGUGCAAUGUGCGCAAAGUGGGCCGCGCGCUGAAUGGUGGGAGCGCAGAGAGUGUGCAACGUGUGGAGAAGACAGCGAGCGGUUCGUGAAUUGUUGUUAAAAAUCAAUAGAAAUGUUAGUAUAUAAAAUUUGGUUUUUUUCAUGGUAAAAAUUUGCCGGUUACGUGUUUACGAAAGCGAACAGCUUCUUUGCUGGAUGGAAGAAGUGUUUUGAUAUGACAAUUUCUGUGUUUUCUAUGAAAUCUAUUAAAGUGAAAUUUGGUUGCUUUUGCAGUGCACAAAUCACUUAAUGUCAGCAACCAUUUUUCGUACUAUGAUUACCUCUGUGAGUGCGGGUGUGUGCGUGCGUGCGGGUAUUUGAAAAUUUUCAAAUGGGAAAAAUUUCACUUUGCAUUCGGCGCUCAAGUGUGAAUAUAUAUAUAUGUAUGUAUGUAUGUAUAUGGAGAUACGCUCGUACAAAUGUCAAUACGUCUGUGUGAGUGUUUGUAAAUUUGAACAGUUCCAUAUGUGAAUGAGCAGCUAGAGCGGUCAAGUGAAGAGCAAACGGUAAAUUAGUGAGGGCAUUCAUAGGCAAACACUUGAAACACACACACGCACACUCAUGUAUUUGUGCGUAUAUAUAUUUGAUAAGGCGCCUCGUUCGUACGCUUGACUAUCAAGAACAACAAAAGUCGUCGUCGUCGUCAUUGUCGUCACGCAUACGCGGCCACGCAUUUGUAACGCGACCCAGCAAGACGCCGUGCCGCGCUGUGACAUUUGUUAUUUAUUUCGUAUCUAGCCCGGCUCGUUUCGGUUGCGGUGCGUUCGCAUUGGAAUUUCGACAAAAAUAUCGCCAACAUAAACAAAAACAACUAAGUAUGUACAUAUGUACAUGCAUGCAUGCAAUGUAGACAAAAUAAUGUAUAAAUGUGUGACGGCGAAUUCGGCGGCGAAAACAUUGGGCGCAAAGUGGGCGAGAAGAGCGAAUUGAACGCCAAAUAGGGGUAGGGGCAGUGGCAGUGGCAGCGGCACCGACGACGACGAGGCGAGCGGCGUAGAAAGUUCGCGUUCGGCGGCACACGAACUUUGCUGCUUUUCUUCGUGCCGCGGCCGCUUUUCGGCUUAAAUGUGUAUCUACUGCAAAUUCAGAAAAAAAACGAAUAGAUACAAAGCUGACAACAGAUACACAGUGGAUGCGCAGUACUGAACUGGCGCUAGCUGUGAGCAUACAUAAAUAAAUAACGAAAGAGGCUACUAAAAAAAUAGACAUUUACUAAAUGCAAAUGCGUGUGUGUUUUAAGAAUUGUAAACAAGCUUAUAAAGCAAAAAAGUAAAAAAUUUAUACAAAAAUAAACUAAAAGAGAAAUAGUCAAAAUGAAGCUGCAAUCACCAACAAAAACGCUAAAAGUGCGCGAAUUUAAUGAAUUACUGAGCUGCUCUCUAUGCGAUGGCUAUUUGAUAAAUCCUACAACGGUGGACAAUUGUUUGCAUACAUAUUGCCGCAGCUGUAUUGUUCAACAUUUACUCGGCGAAGCAUGCUGUCCGCAAUGUAAGCUUGCUGGAGGUGGCAAACAAAUCAAUGUGACCAAUUUGAAAUCGGAUGAUGUGCUGCGCGCAUUAAUCUUCAAAUUGGUACCUGGUUUGUAUCAAAAGGAACGCGAACGUGUAUUACAUUUCAGAGCCACACAGCACAAUGGGCAAGAGAAAACGGACGACGAGGAAGCGGUUAGCAUCGAUAGCUGUGAGCAGGACACAAUUGAAGAGAAUUUCUUUGCGCCAGCUGAACCAAUUAGUUUGUCAUUGGAAUAUCAUCCGGCGUUGCUUGAAGGCUGUAGCACGAGUCAAAUUCCACCAGUUCGUUACCUACAAUGUCCAGCUGGUGUGAAGAUACGUCACUUGAAACGUUUCCUCUGCUCUAAAUUCGGCAUUGACCCGGAGAGUAAGCGUAUCGAGGUGGAAGUGAUUUAUGAGGAUGAGGUGUUGCCAAAUGAUUUUACGCUAAUGGAUGUGGGCUAUUGUUACAAUUGGAAGAGGCACGCGCCCAUGAAAUUCACCUAUCGCAUACUAUUCUAUGGUGAUGAGUCGCAAAAAAUAGAAAAUGACUCCAAUAAAUCCGACGUCGAAGUUAAAAGAACUGAUUGCUCUAACAGCAUAAAAGCCACAGAAACACAACAAAGCAAAGAGCUUACCAUUUGCGAUGAGACGAACAUUACAACUUUGCCCUGUGCAACUUCUCCGCUUUCGCACAACUGUAGCGCCCACACAACAUUGGAAAACACAGAUAAAGGCCAGAGCAAGUCACCAAAGUGCGUCAAGGUGAGCACGUCAAUCAAAUCAGCUGUUGAAGAGAUAAAUGCACCAGUGAAAAUGAUAAUUGCGCGUAAAUCGAGUGCAGAUAGCGGCAAAAAGGCAUCGCCAAAGCGCAACCAUAAUGAGGAAGUUACCUACACAGUAACAAAUGAUUUCAAGAGUCUGCGGAGCAAUGAUAUGCGUUACAGCGACUAUGCUGUCUCCUCCACGACCAGCAACAGCAAUUCACCAAAGAGUUCGCCGAAGAGUGCACAGCGCUCACCUAAAUCAGCCGAUAUUGCGAUCGCUGUUGAGCCAACACCAUCUCAGGGCGCAUCGGUGGUGCCCAAGUGUGAUAUUGUGGUGAGCAUACCGCAGUCGCAAGUGCCGAAGUCACCAUACUCAAUCGACGACGAGUUCGAGAAUGUAUCGCUGGCACAAUUGAAGACUGCGAGCAAGAAAUCGCCACCAUCUGUAACGAUGAUCGCUGCAUCGGAGACAUCCAAAAGCGGAACGACUAGAAAUGUGCCAAAAUUGAAGAUUGAAUUGAACAGCUUGAAGACACGCUUGAGCAUUUCGAAGCCUAAAUCGGCAGGUGUUUUGCACAGUGGUGGGUCUUCGGAGAAAUCAGGGCGCUUCAAGCACCGCAAACAUUCAUUGGACGAUGUGACUGGGCCUUUGAAUGAUCAGCUUGAUAUUGAGACAUAUGCUAAGAAUAUCGGCUUACAACCCAUUGAGGUGCUGACGCCACCGGAAUCGGCGGAAUCAUGUGACAAGCUCAAAUAUAGCCCGAAUGCCUCACCACUCUCUUCAGCUUCUUCAACCACCAGCUCAUCGAAUAAUGCAUUUCCAAUGUCGGCACCCACCGAGUUAGCAUCUACUUCGUUCCACAAGAAGAGGAAAAAGAAGCACUCAAAAGAUUCUAAGGACCCAAAAGACAGCAAGCGCCGCAGAAUGCAUGCCGAGAUAUCCAGUAAGCCAGAGGAGGAGAGUCUUAAGAUGAAGGUUAAGCUAACGGCGCCGCAUAAUCAUAAAUCACACAAAUCAGAAAGCUACGGCACGCGGAGGAGCAACGACGAAGGGCGCAAGUCACACCACGAGAGCAGGGGAUCUAAGGAUGCCAAUGCAGUGGCGACGAGUGGUACAACACCUACCGCGUCACAAACGGAUAGCCUCUUGGCGUUAAAUAAGACACUUGGCGAAGAGUCGCGUAGUAUUAAUCAUCUCAUGAAGGAGAAGGAGAAGAGCAAAGAGAUCGUCAAAAUUGUUAAAGCCGAUGAAACGUUGCUGUCGUUACCACAAUCUCAGUUGCUGACAAAACCUUUAAACAAUAUCAAGGAAGUGAAGUUACCAGCAUCGCCGCCCUUGCCGCCCAGCCUCUUCAAGACAACCCCACUCAAUUUUAAUACACUGACCGUCACAAGUACAACUGCUGGUCAGUCUAAGUCGACGACGAGCGCUAGCAAGCAAUCCGAAGUAGUAAAGGGCAAGCAGUCGCUAUCAACAGCAACAAAACCAACCGCAAUACCGCAGUACAACAGACAAGGUUCCGCACCUGUACCGAAGUCUCAUCCCCACUUCAUAGUUCCUAGCUUGCCACGUCGUUCCUCGCCCGCAACAAAUAGCUCAUAUACACCUUCAUCCAUAGCCAGCGCCAGCAGCAAACAACUUGGCAUGCAGCUGAAGCGAUCCGCCUCCUUGGAUGAGUCAUACGCGCUUGGCGGGCGCGGCAAGCAACCAAAGUUGGACGCCUCGCAACGCAAGUCCCUUUACAGCAGCUAUGCGAAUAAACCCUACACUCCCUCAACCACUAUUAGUAUUACCAAGAUGGCCGACACUGUAACGCAGGCGCACGGCGCCAGCGCUGGCAGUAGCGCAGUCACAAUUACAGCGCGCCAACCUGGUGGCAUAGCGCAAAGGCAACAGCACUGGCAAUUGCCACCCUACACCCCCUUGCAUUUGCCCUACAACAAACCCGCCGUGGAAAUUGUGCGCAUCAACUCUGGGCAAGCGGCUGCUGAUAUGCAAUCGCAACCAACUGUGAAAUCUACAAAAGGCGGCGGUAGUCGGAUGAUGGGACCGCCACUGUCUAUGGUCAAGGGUAAGAAAGCCGUGGGGCAGCAACUGGGCGCUUUGCCCACCACUGGCGCCACAAAGUCGGCGCAAGCGGCCUUGAGUACCACGCCCCUCGGGCAAGGAAGGAACAAUCCUUACCGGCUGUCACCGCCGGCGCUUGUAAAUCUGCAUGGUCCAACUUUUCCGGCGACUAAGAAAGGCGCAGAUAAAGCUUGCAACAAACAGGAGGGCAAUGGCAUAAACAACGGCGCUACCGAGAAAAAAUUGCAGCAACCGCAGCGCAUCAGCUUGCGUGAAUUCAGACCCAACUCUAGGGAUCAAUUUAUUGAAAUAGCUGACACCGCCGGCAGUGCUGGUGGCAAAGAAGAAAUUCGACUGGCUGAUACUACAGUCAAUGCCACGCUAAUAGCUCCAUCGGUCCGAGAAAGCCUGGAGGCGGCUUUGAAUAAGCUGAAACAGAACAUCACCUCCACAACGGUGCAAGACAGCGUCGCCGCUGCUGCUUCAAAGCAACAACAACAGCUGAAUUUGCCAACAGAUAUGAGCAACGAUGAUCUGCAGAAUCUACAUUUGCUUUCCGAGUCGGCAACAGCGCGCGAGAAGAUCGCAAUACGCGCCUCACAAUCCUAUGAGAAGCCAAAGUCACAACAAUCAUCAUUGUCGCGGCAGCAAAACGCUUCCGUGCGCAACAUACCCAAUCCCUCGGCGCUGGCGUUUCGCAAUAUGUCGACGCUGCCCACGGUGAGCUCAACUGCUGUUGCUGUUGACUCAUUAACUGCAAACUCCAUCACCAAUACAAGCACCAGCACCGCCAGCUCCCCAUCCACAUCCACAGCCACGCUUAAUCUCACUUCACCGCCUGCACAAAAGAAAUUACCACUUACGGCGCUACCUUUAACCGGCGUUGCAGCUCCUCUCAGUCCAGCUGUUAUGCUACACUCAACCGCCGCCACCGCCGCCGCCACCGCCACCUCCACCCCCACCCCCACCAGCACAACUGCGGCGGCAACGACACGCACCAUAAAAAAGCCAACGACCAUCGAUCAAGUGGCCGCCAAUUUAAAUAUGCGCGCAUCCGCAGCCGCCGCUGAAGCAUACGCGGCCAAGCUAAAUGCAGCAGAGGAUGUAACUCAAAUAAGUUCGUCCACAGGCAUCACCACCACCACCACCACCAGCAACAACAAGAGUCCAAGUGGCAUUACAAAGUCGACGUCUGCUACGAAUAUCGCCUCCUCAACCACAGCCAAUGUGCCGUCGGCAGCCGAAGCAGCAGCUGAGCUGACAAACAAAGAGAUGAAGUCGUCGAGCAGAGGAGGAGGAGGAGGGGUUGAGUGUGCCAAAGCGAAAGUGUUGCCAAAAUCCAUUGCAGAUAGUGGUGUGGUGGCAACUGCCAUUGUCACUGAUGUCGCUAGCAUAAAGAAUGCUGGAAACAACAAAAACAAUAACAACAACAACAACAGCAAUAGCAAGAACAAUAACAAUAAUGGCAACGACAAAUACGGUGUGACGGCAACUAGCGUGGCGAGUGAUUAAGAUAUAGCCAGUCGGUGUGAAAUUUUCUUCGAAAUAGUGGACUCAGAAGUCAAAUAUUUCUGGAGAUGGAUGGACAGCGAUGAGGAUUCAAUUGACGAUUAAUUCGUAAAAAGUGGCAAUCCAUGCAAUUAGAAAAUGUUUCAAUACACUACAGGCGCAAUAUACAUACAAUAAAAUAAAUACAUACA
This is a messenger RNA of Rhagoletis zephyria (snowberry fruit fly), 6397 nucleotides long. It is a transcript of the gene Su(z)2, whose product is annotated as Suppressor of zeste 2. Gene Ontology annotation, cellular component: PRC1 complex. Gene Ontology annotation, molecular function: metal ion binding; promoter-specific chromatin binding. Gene Ontology annotation, biological process: negative regulation of transcription by RNA polymerase II. The record is from RefSeq and is a predicted model, not a curated record. Lineage: Eukaryota; Metazoa; Arthropoda; Insecta; Diptera; Tephritidae.